Acanthosepion pharaonis is the source of this 2031-nucleotide messenger RNA. The record is from the annotation of a GenBank genome assembly. NCBI's taxonomy places the organism in Eukaryota, Metazoa, Mollusca, Cephalopoda, Sepiida, Sepiidae.
AUGCGAUCAGGAAUGAGGAGUGUUCGAAAGCGCUGCGCUGUCGUGUGUGUGCGCGCGCGCCCGCGACACUUUCAUCGUUUGCCCGCCGCCUCCCAGGAUGUCGUUUCGUCGGUCACGAAUCGAAUUGCCGCCGCCGAGUGCCUGUUCUUCCCGCGUGUCUUGGCUGCUCGCUUACGCGUCGGGAAAACAGAUAGACGGACCGUGUACGUAUCGCGAAGAUCUGUCCAUCUCUAUCCGCGAUGCCGCCGCCGCCGCCGCCGCCUCCGUCAGGGUAGUACCUCGUUCGUCGCGACAGACACCGUAAAGCCUGCUUGGCGAGGUUCUUCAUCGCCGCCGCCGUCACAUCGCCGUGUAUGCCCGUCUAACGCGGUGGUGAUGCUGCUGGUGGAGAGCCCGGGGACGUCGAACGUCUGUUCGUCCAUCACCCGCCGCCGCCGCCGCCUUCGCAGGCUCCUGCCACACUUUCGGUCCGCUACUAACGGGUCUAUUCUCCACGCAAUUCUUAGACGUCCAGUCACCGUCUCGGCGCAGUCGAAAUCGCCCUCGUCCGUCCGCCGCCGCCGCCGCCCUUUUUUUGUCUACCACCAUCUGGCUGGCCUUCGUCGCGAGACACGCGGCCACAGCUCGUCGGUGAAAUGGCGACCUCUUCCCGGAACACUAGCUCGUUCGACCGGUGCUGGUGAACGUCUUCGUUUCCGUUUGUUAUUCGCUCCUCCUUCGCGUCCCCGUAGCCUUCUCGUCUCUCCUUCGGCUAUCACCGACUUCGUGUCUCUCACGCCGGCGCCGUGUGUGGACGACGCGAAAGACCGUUCCGUCUUCGCCGUUUGCCGUUGGCGAGGAGACGAACGCGCGCACGAAAAAGAACGAUACCUGGUUGAUCCUGCCAGUAGUCAUAUGCUUGUCUCAAAGCUUAAGCCAUGCAAGUGUAAGUUCACGCCACGCAUUAGAACGGGCGAAACCGCGAAUGGCUCAGGAACCGGACCUAAUCCUCGGGACCGUAAUCCUCCUCGGAGGCGAUGGAUAACUGUGGCAAUUCUAGAGCUAAUACAUGUGACACAGGCCGCGAUCGGUCGGCGCGUCGCCGUCGCCUGCGUGCCGUCACGCGCGUGGGCACCCGCGUCGACCGUUACGGCGGCGGUCGGCGGCGGCGUUUCGCGGCGGGGCCAAAGGGCGGCGCGCUCCGCUUUGGUGACUCUGGAUAACUCACUGGUCGAUCGCACUGGCUUUCACGCCUGGCGACGGGUCUCUCGAGGGUCCGCCCUAUCAACUGUCGACGGUCGGUUAAGUGCCUACCGUGGUUACUACGGGCCCCGCGAUCGGAAUGAGUACACUUCAAAUCCGUUAACGAGGACCAACCGGAGGGCAAGUCUGGUGCCAGCAGCCGCGGUAAUUCCAGCUCCGGUAGCGUAUAUUAAAGUUGUUGCGGUUAAAAAGCUCGUAGUCCGAACUCGGGUUCGUGGUCGCGUUCGCGGCCCCGGGGGGCGGCGGCGCCAUCGUCCGUCGUUGACUUUGGUCGUCCGUGCGCAUUCCCGGCCCUUUCCGCCGGUGUCAACCGCUUGCACAUCCGCCACGCGGUCCUGCCGGCGAAGUUACGCGGGGAGUAGUAGGUGUUUCCGGCGGCGGCGCCGGGGUCGUUCCGGCGCGCGCGGUCAAAAGGCGGUGCGGUCCAACGCGGCGUUUCUCCCUGUCGGCGGCGGCCGGCCGGCGGCGUUCACUCGUCGUCUGCGUCGCCGUCGUCGCCUAAAAAGGGCGUGCGUCGCGUCGCUCCGUCUCGCGUUGUCGCCGCGGGCUUCCCUGCCGCUGUUCUUUCCGCGCGGCGGUGGCCUCCUCUUCCCCUCUCGUCCUCCAGUCUACCCUCGGGCCCUGCUCUACCUACCUCCGCGUCUAAUCUUCGCGUCUGUUUUGCGCGCGUGCGCGGUCGGCGGUUUCUCCUCCAAGGGUGCUCUUGACCGAGUGUCCGCGGCGGCCGGUACGUUCACUUUGAAAAAAUUAGAGUGCUCAGAGCGGGCUGUUCAAGCUUGCAUACGAUAA